This is a messenger RNA of Fusarium redolens, 464 nucleotides long. RefSeq lists its product as uncharacterized. The transcript has a single exon. NCBI's taxonomy places the organism in Eukaryota, Fungi, Ascomycota, Sordariomycetes, Hypocreales, Nectriaceae. The coding region runs from base 76 to 300 and encodes 74 amino acids. The record is from RefSeq and is a predicted model, not a curated record.
GGAAGGUAAUUCCCCCGCAAACCCCAACAUUAAAUUCGAGGGGGCGACGGUGCCGGAUCGACUGUUUGAGAAGGGAUGACAUUUUUUAAUUCAAGGAUUAGGUUUGUUGUAAGGGUUCGUGAUUUUGGGGUGCUGGCGGUCUGGAUGCUUGUGCGGCUGGGUGUUCCCUGUCGUGGUUUCAGAGCUGUAAUUAAACUUGAGGAUAAGAACUUUAGAUGUGACCCUGGUAGGACCGACUUAUCUACGGACGGACAUCAUGCGAGACUGCAAAAGACUGGUCUAGAGUUCAACUGGAGAUAGAGUUAAUUAAAUCAUGUACAGGUGCGGCGCGAGAUGGACUAUCGACAAACGCUUAGAUGUAUUCAUAUUAGUGAAAUCAGAGCUUGAGGACAUAUUCUUCUCAAUUUCAUGCUACCACACAAUGUUGCUAGAACGGAUACCCCAGAGUUGUGCUCAGGUUUCGG